AUGGGCGCAUCAAUGCCAGAACGAUUCGACUUCAUUGUCGUUGGUGGCGGGACUGCCGGUGCUCUCCUUGCUUCUCGUCUUGCGAAUAGCAAGAAACGACCUUCAGUCGUUCUAGUAGAAGCCGGAGGCAAGAAUGACUCAAGGGCAUUGCGAGCAGACGCUGAAAGAUGGGUUCAUCGAAUGAAUCCCGCUCAAAACUGGUUCUACAAGACUCAUCCAAUCAAAGGCUUUGACGGCUCUAUCGUUGAUUACGACCGUGGUAAAGGUCUUGGAGGAAGUUCUGCAAUCAAUUUCUCCUGUUGGACCAUCGGACCUAAAGAGGAUCAUGAUGAGAUUGCUCGUCUUGUUGGAGACGAAGAAUGGGAGUGGAAGAACGCGCAACAACGCUACAAGAGGAUUGAAACCCACCAUGCCACUCCUCCCGAUGUACCGGAAGAUUAUAAGAAAUAUAUCGAUGCGAAUCCCGAGGACCACGGUCACAACGGUCCCAUCCACACCGGAUUCCCAAAGGUAUGGGAACCCACUGCGAUGGCAUUGGUGGAUGUGUGGCUUGCAAAUGGCGCCAAGUUCAAUCCAGAUCACAACUCUGGUGACCCAACUGGUGUUUCCAUGGUCAAUUCGACAGCCUACAAUGGGGUCAGAUCCACAUCGGCAGACGCGUUGAUUGGCGCUCCUAACAAUCUACAUGUGAUGGUCAACACUGAAGUCAGCCGCGUUGUCUUUGAUGGUACUCGGGCUGUGGGGAUUACAACGUUUAAUGACCAGACGAUCUAUGCUAACAAUGAAAUCAUUCUCUGCUGCGGCAGCCUUGAUACUCCGAGGAUCCUCAUGCAUUCAGGAAUUGGACCGCCAAGUCAGCUUAAUAGCUUCAACAUCCCCAUUUGGAAAGCGAACACGAACGUAGGAGAACACAUGAAAGAUCAUCACCACAUCUUCAUCAGCUUCGAGCGAGCAGAACAUACAACCGAACGCCAUAAAUACUACAAAAACGCAGACCUGCAAGCAGCUGCUCGAGCACAAUGGGAGAAGGAUGGCAGUGGUCCACUGUCUGAAUACGGAUGUGCAAUGGGGAUUGGAUAUUUGAAGCUAGAGUCGAUAUACAACACCCCGGAAUUCCAGAACUUACCAGAGAAGCAGAAGGAAUUUUUACAGAAGCCGACCAUCCCUCAUUACGAAUUCAUCCUUAACGGACCCCAUCUCCCUUACUUCAUCGACCCGGCGAAUGCAAACGCAGGGACAACCAUUUGCACGUUCCUCCUCAAUCAACAGUCCACUGGCUGUGUGAGACUGCAGUCAUCCGACCCCAAGGUGCCAUUGAUCUUCGACCCGAACUUUUUCUCUCAUCCUUAUGAUCGAAGACUCGCUGUGGAAGCCACCAGGCAAAUGUUCAAAGUCAUCAAGAGCCCGGAAUUCAGUAAGGACACAAUCGCCAUGCUAGAAGGGCCCAAGAGCGAGUCGGAAGAAGAUAUUCUUGAAUACUGGAAAAAGACCUCUGGGAGUACAUGGCACAUGAUGGGGACCGCGCGAAUGGGUAAAGACGAGAGUGACGCUGUGGUCGACAAGGACUUCAAGGUAUUUGGGGUUGAGAAUCUCCGAAUCGCCGACAUGAGUGUGAUUCCCAUUGCCGUAAAUAACCACACUCAGUCAACGGCCUACCUCGCCGGCCUUACAGCUGCCGACAAGCUUGUUGCCGAGUAUAGCCUCGAUGACUGA
This is a messenger RNA of Rhinocladiella mackenziei CBS 650.93, 1713 nucleotides long. RefSeq lists its product as uncharacterized. The transcript has 2 exons. NCBI's taxonomy places the organism in Eukaryota, Fungi, Ascomycota, Eurotiomycetes, Chaetothyriales, Herpotrichiellaceae. Bases 1 to 1713 code for a protein of 570 amino acids. Gene Ontology annotation, molecular function: oxidoreductase activity, acting on CH-OH group of donors; flavin adenine dinucleotide binding. The record is from RefSeq and is a predicted model, not a curated record.